This is a messenger RNA of Penicillium canescens, 885 nucleotides long. Its product is annotated as O-methyltransferase. The record is from RefSeq and is a predicted model, not a curated record. NCBI's taxonomy places the organism in Eukaryota, Fungi, Ascomycota, Eurotiomycetes, Eurotiales, Aspergillaceae. The transcript has a single exon. Bases 1 to 885 code for a protein of 294 amino acids. Gene Ontology annotation, molecular function: O-methyltransferase activity.
AUGCCGUUAUCCACUUCGCCGCCCCCACAUCCCCGAGUUGGAGAGCGUUCACGUGAAGAAGGCCGAGAAAUGAAGCUACUUCACUUUGUCUACGGCCAGCCAAACCUCGAUGAGAUCAGAGGCCAUCCACAAAAGGUGCUCGACCUGAUAGAGGAAUUUGAAAAGGACUACGACAUGAUGACCGUCGGCGGGCCCAAAGGCAAAAUCAUGACAGACCUAAUCGACAAACUGAAGCCCAAAACAAUGAUCGAACUGGGCUGCUACGUGGGCUACUCGGCCAUCCUAUUCGGCGAGGCGGUUCGACGCAACGGUGGCGAGCGCUAUCUCAGUCUAGAGCUGAACCCGGAGUGGGGAGCCAUUGCGAACAUGUUAAUCGAGGUGGCUGGUCUGCGCGACUUUGUGCGGGUGCUUGUCGGUCGCAGCGAUGUGUCGCUUAACAAGUUGCACCAGAGCGGUGAGGUGACCAAGAUCGAGCUUAUGUUUAUUGACCAUUAUAAGCCCGCGUAUACUACGGACUUGAAGCUAUGCGAGCACCAUGGUAUGAUCGUUCCUGGCUCGGUUCUCGCGGCUGACAAUGUGAUCCGUCCGGGUAACCCGCCGUACCUGGAGUAUGUUCGGAGCAGUGUUGAGCAGAAGAGGGAGGCUGCGAAGCGAGGGCCCACUAAGGGCUAUAACACGGAGGGUAUGCGAGAGCGCGUUGUCACUUCUUUCAUGCCCGAGUGUGAUAAGCCUGUCUUCGAGGUUGUUGGUAAUCCCAACCUAGUCUACCAGAGUAUGCUACGGCAGCCGGAGGGACAACCAGAUGCCAUCGAGGUUACGCGGUGCGUGGGGGUGGACGACGCAAAAAGCCAUCCUGGUGGCCACAUCCUUGCAGCAAAUAAUUGA